Molecule: messenger RNA, 550 nt
Organism: Echinops telfairi (small Madagascar hedgehog)
Lineage: Eukaryota; Metazoa; Chordata; Mammalia; Afrosoricida; Tenrecidae
Product: 60S ribosomal protein L30-like
Exons: 2
Coding region: 23-550 (175 amino acids)
Cellular component (GO): cytosolic large ribosomal subunit
Molecular function (GO): RNA binding; structural constituent of ribosome
Source: RefSeq, a predicted model, not a curated record
GUCCCGCACCUAAGACAGGAAGAUGGUGGCCGCAAAGAAGACGAAGAACUCGCUGGAGUCCAUCAACUCAAGGCUCCAACUCGUUAUGAAAAGUGGAAAGUACAUGCUGGGCUACAAGCAGAUGCUGAAGAUGAUCAGGCAAGGCAAAGCGAAACUGGUCGUCCUGGCCAACAACUGCCCAGCCUUGAGGAAAUCAGAAAUUGAGUACUAUGCCAUGUUGGCCAAAACCGGUGUCCAUCACUACAGCGGGCACAACAUCGAGUUGGGCACGGCGUGUGGCAAGUCCUGCAGGGUGUGCACACUGGCCAUCACCGACCCCGGGGAUGCUGACAUCAUUAGAAGCAUGCCAGAACAGACUGGUGAAAAAGAAAUCCUGCAAUAUUUUUCUUUAAUAAAACUGAUUGUGAGCUCCCGGGAAAAGGACCGCUCACCUCUGCCUCCUAAAGAUGGCUCCAGGGAUUAUCUGGAAGCUAAGAUUAUUCCACAGUUCUUCUUGGGACCAGUCCCCAAAUCUGUGACCCCACGACGAUCCUGCUGCUGCCUGUACUAA